This is a messenger RNA of Ectocarpus sp. CCAP 1310/34, 2248 nucleotides long. The record is from the annotation of a GenBank genome assembly. NCBI's taxonomy places the organism in Eukaryota, Phaeophyceae, Ectocarpales, Ectocarpaceae.
AUGACUGUGUCCUCGACCCUCAUGGCUUGUGGUGAAAUCGAUUGGGUGUUAAUAUUUUUCGUGCUUGUCGCUCCCCUCGUGACAGGCGAAGUGCCCAAGUCUCUGCUGGACCACCCUAAUCGGAAAGGGGGGGCUUUUCAGUUUCAUGUUACGGAAGACGGCGCCCCCGUGCCUGGGUACAAGUCGUGGAAAAGUGUCGGCAUCCAGUUGGUUCUCGGAUACGCUGACGUUGGUACGGAUGUGGAUGCGGUGGUGUCCUAUUACCAGGCCGAUCAUAUGUGGUGGUUUGCCUUGGGGAUGAUAUUCAUCAUUGGACCUGCCUUGUUCGCUGCAAUCGUCUUGCUCCGCCGUGAACACUGGUUGAGGCGGGUCCUAGUUGCUCUGCAGUUGGGGAUGCUGUUUGGGGCAUUGGUCUCUUGGGGUACUUCAUCAUACUCCCCUGUACUGGCAAGCUUGCGGGUGAUGGAGCCGCUGUAUGAGUCGGUCCCGCAGCUGAUGUUACAACUGUAUGGCCUGCUACUUGAGUGGGAUAAUGACGGAACUAUGUGGCUGUCAAGGCGGCUCUUAUCGAUCUUGUUCUCCUGCUUUUCUCUAGCCUAUGCCACAACGGGUUUGGUGGCGGAGCAGGCGUUGUCUCGACUUGCUCCUACCGCCGACGCUGCGAGUGCGAGUUGUCCCGGCCUGACAGGGCUUGUUUUCGGGGCCGUCCCAGCUAACAGCAGCGUUGCAGUAUACAGAUCCAGGUGGAAUUCCCAGAAGUUUGUAUGGGCUUUCUUGUUUUAUCAAGUGCUUGAGAUAGGGGCUAAGUUCAUUUCACUUGGUCUCCUGGCGUUGGUGUGGCGGGCGUACUUCUUCCUCGCGCUGUUUUGGCUUUGGGGUUCUCGUGCGUAUGUAUUGCGUCGCUUGAUUGCUGGGGAACACAGCCUUCGCGUUCGGUCCCAAUUUCGACUUGUGGGCAUGCCUUUCAUGGACUCUGUGAUGGAUGUCUUACAAACAUACGACGUAGGGUGUGCACUCACAACGGUGGAGUUCGUGUUUUGCUUGACGAUUGGCAACAUGUUUUACACCGAUGAGGGGGGUCAGUUGCCUACCGAUGUCGGUCGUGUGUGGACGUACGUGGCUGCGGUGUGUAUGGUGGGGAAGUUGUGUUUGGGCUACCUGAUCGUGAGGCCGUUCAAGAGAGUCGUUCGCUUCGGCACUGAGCAAGAGGAGCAGACCUCAGGUCGACAGCACGGUGGCGGUGAUGUUGGCGGCAACGGAGAUGUUGACCCUGGUGGGAGUUCUCGUGCUGAUGAUGAAGGAAUGCUCGGGGACACGAGAGCGCGGACAGGUUACGGUGACGAGGGCAGUAGAGGUGUAGUCGCCCUUGCCAGCCGGGGCGCACGCGUACACGAAGGCAUGUCGCUUUCCAGGACGGUGAAUCGGCGAACACUGUCGUGGACUGCUCUCGAGGACAGCGAGGAGGCGUCACGUGUUGGUGUUGGACUAGAUAGACAGGGUGAGCCGGGUAGCGCAGGCUCUUCGGCAGGGCUGGAGAUGAUGACAGGAAUGGAAGAGGGGAAGGUGACGAGCGAAGUAGCACCUUCGGAGGGAACAGACCUUGAGCCUGUUCUGCAUAUCUUGACCCACGUGGCGACGGGUCGGCUAGUUAGUGAUGACGCCGAGGUCCAGGGCGAGGAAGAUUCUGCGUAGUGCCUGCAGCGCAUUUUCGGUACGCUGGGCAUUUAUGUGUCACUACUUGGGUAGAAGAAUAGCAUUCCGUUCCGGCAGAAAUGCAUGGAUUAGGUGAAUGUGACGUUGAGCACUCGUCUUCAUGAGAAGCGCGUCCAAGAUUUUGUGUUUGCUCCGGUGUCGUGAUGUACUUUGGUUUGUUUUGGAAAUUUCAGUUUGGAUUUGGCAGGAAAUGCAAAUCGCGAUCACUGCCACUCCAUUCUGCGCCUACACGUGAGUCGAGUAGUUGGCGAGGAAGACGGUGCUGAAGGGAAAUGAUAGCGGGCUCAGGGUAGUGAAUGCCACUCCGCCCUUCCCACGCAAGUCUUUCAAGAAUUUCUGUAGUCCCAAUGAUGCGCCUCUCUUGGCUUCGACAGUUGGAUAUGCAUGUGGUUGUGCCCUGACGCUGCCCGGCCGGUGAAAACUCGGCAUGCCGGAGCUGGUUUUGGUUCUGUUGUACCUUUGUGCUUAUGCCACCAAUGCUUCGGACAAACGACACUAUAUUCUUGAGCAGAGAACACAUUUGAGAAACAGCCCC